Xyrichtys novacula (pearly razorfish) is the source of this 4067-nucleotide messenger RNA. The record is from the annotation of a GenBank genome assembly. NCBI's taxonomy places the organism in Eukaryota, Metazoa, Chordata, Actinopteri, Labriformes, Labridae.
GUGCUGCGCAGAGGAACACAGCUGCGGCGGCAUGUUGCUGAGCAACGACAGAUUGAUAAGAGGCUGAAGAAGACUGCGCAGUCAAUGUCAGUUUGGGUAAGUUAAGUAGUCAGUUAAGAACUUUUUUAGUACAAAAUACUCUCCUGGUUAAGUUGACGCUUUCUCACUUCACGUAUAUUCAAAGUGAGGAUCUGUUACUGUGUUUAAGUCACUAUGACAGAGUGCUGGUAGCUCCAAACACGCACCUGCUAGUUAACCUUAUAAUUGGGCCCUACAUGACGAGUCCCCGGAGCCACAGUGGGUGAAGUUACACUCCUUCGGGUGGUUGAAAUAAUUUUUGGUUAAUCAAUAUUUGUAAACGGCAAACUUUUUUAUAUUGUCCGGGUUCUGUGGGUUUACAAUGUUUAUAGCAUGUGUUACACACGGACCCCCUUUUUGACCUUCUAAUAUCCACCACAGUGCAAACUUGUCUUUGUUUUUCAGAUAGGGCCAAAAUAAUGCUCAGAACAGCACCUAACUUCAUCAACAGUACAUAUAGGGUCCUAGCCACAGCACUAGCCACCAAACAUCUUUUUAACUUUGCCUGAUUUCUUUAGCAAAGAGACGAAACACAACUCAUCUACUCUCUUCCAGCAGCUGCUUGUUUGUAGCGAGACCUCAGGCCAGUCCAUUACGGACUACAGCGGGGUGACGCAGCUCAAGGAAGAACAUUUAUGAUCAUUUCUUCAUGGAAACGCAAUCAGACCGAGACGCUAAGGCAGAAGAACUACUGCCUCUCCAGUGCAAAAUGAUUAAUAUGAUGAUUAUUACUUAAAGGAAAUAAUAAAGUAUCGAUCAUAAAUGUUCUUCCUUGAGCUGCGUCACCCGUUGUAGUCCGUAAUGGACUGGCCCGAGGUCUAGCUACAACCAAUUGGCUGCUCGAAGAGAGUAGGUGAGUUGUGUUUAGUCUCUUUUCUAAGGAAAUUAGGCAAAGUUAAAAAGAUGUUUGGUGGCUAGUGCUAUGGCUGGGACCCUACAUGUACUGUUGAUAAAGUUAGGUGCUGUUCUGUGCAUUAUUUGUGGCUAUAGAGUGGCGUUUUGGUUGAGGUUUGUUGAUGGCUCCUCAGACCGCUGUGUAUUGCUAUCCUGCGGUCGUUACUAAAGUUGAUAUAACUAGAGAAACAAGUGGUUGGCAACAUUCACCGCUCUAACUGUGGGGUGUCUAACUCAGUGUUACGGUGUUUUUGACCCUAAAAUAAUAUUAAGCCAGAACAUCCCUGUAAAGCAUCAGUGUCCUUUUUAUAUAGUCCAACAAGAUUUUUUAAUCCUCAUUGUGAUAAAACAACCCUACUUUUCCUAUCUGCAUACAGUGGUUACAAAUGACUAACCGUAGUCCUCUUUCUUACAGACCGGUGCAGUAUGAGCCACACCUGUGGUAGGUCUUCAUCAGACAAACACAGAAUCUUAAAUGCUUUCAACAAGCAGUUUAAAACAACAGAUAAAAACUGUUGCUCUGUAAACAGAUCCACUGCAGACUCCAAAUGUUCAAACCACCACAGUAAAGCUGAUGAGCAGCACAGACCAAAGCGAUUGAGGAGUCGCAAAGAAAGGAGCAAGAUGAGAGGUUUUGGGAAAGAAGCCCCAAAGUCCCAGUCACACCACCAUCGCUGUCGGUGCCAGAGCAGUAAAGACAUCACAUAUGUCCAUGACAGCUGUCGUCAUAGUAGCUGUCAUAGUAGCUGUCGUUGUGCCUCAAGACAAGAAGCACUGUUCCUAAAUGUUGUACCCACUGCACAGGAGCCCAGUAUCAUCACAGAUAGUCGCCUAAUAGGACACCACGGGCUGUUCAACCAUGAGGUGAAGUCAAUCGAUAUUGACCGGCUGUUGAGUAAGCAGAAAAAAAAGGAGAAAAAUGGACAGCAAGAUCAUGAAAACAAUGCCAUCUCACGUCCCUCCUCAACAUCUCACAUUCCUUCACCGAUCUCCAGUAAUGAUAUCUUGGGUACUGAGCCUGAUGAGGUUGUGAUAUUAGAAAAGGAAGGAGAACCUGCAGUGAAGGCCCAUGUUGAUUGCCAGGAGAAAGAAGAUGAAACGCCAAAGCAGAAAACCAACACUGUCAUGUCAGAAAAGCCCACUGAAACACUGUUGACUCCUGCUGAUAAUGGAGAUAACAUGAUGACACUAAAUAAAAAGGAGAUGACUUCUACUUUGAAGCAAACCCCAAAGAACGAUGAUGGUGUUAGCCGAAGCACGUUCCAACUGCCCAGCUCAAGGACUGCAGAAAGCUCAGACUCACGGCACCAAAGACCUGAUCCAAGUUCUCUAUCUGAGUCUGUACAGUCAGUGGCAGCGAGCUUGUGUGGCCGCCAGCUAUUCCCACUUUUGAGAAGAAGAGACCUGGUGAAAGAGAGCAGGGAGGUGCUACUGAAAGCUUUAAAGGAAAGGCACGGGCCUUGGCUUCAGGAGAACCUCUUCAGACUGCGGCAGUACCCCAGCAGUGGUUUUGAUCACUCAAAGGAGGUCCAGGAUCAAGAGCCGACCAUGAGAGAUGAAGAUGAGUUCCAGCGUACAGGUAAGUACUAAAUUACCUGAUAUCUUUGAGAUUAUCAUCUUUCAAAUAAGGUGUUAUACUUUAUUUGUACUAUAGUAGUAUGAUCAUAAUAAUUUAGUAUCUAUUCUGUAUUUACAAUAUGUUUUUACUUUGAAAUCUUGAUAUGGGUGUUAAGCUGGUUCAAUUAUUAGAUAUGGUCCAUUUAAUCACUUGGCCUUAUUUUCAGAUGCAUUUACAACAGAAUUUCAAGCCAGUAAUCCAUUUUCAGUCAGCCCACAAAGGAAGUAUUCGAAAAGAAAGAGAAGUGCAUAUUUGAACUUGAGGUUCAGUCCACAGCAGCUCCUAAAACCGGAACAGGUAAGACCCAAAAAGAAACUCCUUUUUCAGGUUGAGUCGUCUUUUCUUCAGACAUCAGCUGAUAAGUUCAUGCCCCACUCAUCUAAAAUACUCUGUUUUUAUACAGCCUGCUGAAUGGCUAAGACAGCCUGUGGAAACCUCUACCGGUCUUUUGGACAAUUUCCUCAAAUCUCCUCACUCACCUCAGUUCAGCAUGGACUUUGAGCCGUCUGGAAUCAGAGAUUAUUUGUUUGCACCUUCUUCUACCUCAUGCUGGGAAGAAAAAAACUCUGCAUUUCCCCACUGGGGGGACACCCUAAGCAGGCAAAAGAGCGAAGAGGCUUCUACAUUUAACUCCUUUGGAAACAGCUUUGUGAACCAAACCAGAGCACGAGAUGCACUUCAAUACAGUUUGAGCACAGCACAAAGUGUCCCUCCCUACUAUACACAGCUGCCUGACAGAUAUUCAACAGAGCCAGUACACUUCCCCCAGGAACAAGACCCAUUUAGAGCUGAGAGGCACUCUUUUCCUAUCCUUCCCAUCCCAACUUCAACAUCCCGAACAGGGCCACAGCUUACUGCCUUUCAGCCAAGCCAGGGAACCUUCAGCUUGCCCUCCCCUAAGACCCCACCAAAGGGACAUGAUUUAUUAUCCUCCAUCUCACAUGCUGGAAAGAGACACAGCACCCUCCCGUUCAUUGCUCCUGAGUCCUGAGCACUGGUCCUUCCCUCCUAUGAGACUGUACUAAAGUGCCAUAUUAGUGAACUUUCUGUGAAGAUAUACAGUUAUCCUCCUUUAUUCAUACAACCAAGACUUUUUGUCUACAACCAGCAAAGCAGUGAGUUGUGUGCCUUUAUUUUACACAGAGAAUUAAAACUAAGAGCAAAGGUUUAAUGUCAAGAGUCAAUCAUUUUUACUCUUUUGUCCCAUUCAUUCUGAGGUAAACGAAAGCACAAUUAUGAAUUGUUUACAUCUUUGUUGCUUUUUUUUAAAUUACAAAACUGUAAAGUGACACAAGUAUUCACAAUGGUGCUGUAAUGCAAAGUUAUUGACAGAACAAACUUAGUCAAGUAUUUGGCAUUUUGUUGUGUAGGUGGGAUUCACAUAUAAAAGCAAGAAAACAUUUACAGUUGUGUGAGUCAGACAUGUAUUAUUUGGUAAAAUAUAAACAAAAUUUUAAAUUAUAUUUCUACAAGAUGA